Messenger RNA from Sciurus carolinensis (gray squirrel), 5229 nucleotides. RefSeq names its product interleukin 12 receptor subunit beta 2 (gene Il12rb2). The coding region runs from base 96 to 2711 and encodes 871 amino acids. Gene Ontology annotation, molecular function: cytokine binding; cytokine receptor activity. Gene Ontology annotation, cellular component: membrane; external side of plasma membrane; signaling receptor complex. Lineage: Eukaryota; Metazoa; Chordata; Mammalia; Rodentia; Sciuridae. The transcript has 16 exons. Gene Ontology annotation, biological process: cytokine-mediated signaling pathway. The record is from RefSeq and is a predicted model, not a curated record.
AGGCUGGCCUCGAACUUGCAAUCCUACUGCCUCUGCCUCCUGAGUUGCUGGGAUGACAGGAAAAGUGCAGCAUUGACUUGCAGAGCUGACUGUUGAUGGCACAUACUCUUAGAGGAUGCUCUUUGGAACUAAUUUUUUUAACCAUGUGGCUGUUGAUUAAAGCACAAAUUGAUGUGUGCAAGAGAGGAGAUGUGACUGUGAAGCCUUCCCAUGUGAUUUCACGUGGAUCAACUGUCAAUAUUUCAUGUUCUUUGAAACCCAAACAAGACUGUUUACACUCUUCCAGUUUGAACAAAUUGAUCCUCUACAAGAUAAACGAAGUAAUCAGUUUCCACCACGGUCGCUCCUUCAGUUCUCAAAUUACAGAUCUUUCCCUUGGUUCAACCUUGUUUCUUUGCAAACUCGCCUGUGUGGGAAGUAACGAGACUCCAAUAUGUGGGGCAGAGAUCUCUGUUGGUGUUGCUCCAGAGCGGCCUCAAAACUUAACUUGUGUACAGGAGGGAGAACGUGGGACGGUGGCCUGCACCUGGGACCGAGGACAAGACACUCACAUAUACACCAAGUACACUUUACAGUUAAAUGGACCAAAAAAUUUAACAUGGCAGAAGCAAUGCAAUAAUUAUCAUUGUGCUCAUUUGGACCUUGGAAUCAGCCUAACCCCUCAGUUAUCUGAAUCCAACUUCACAGCCACAGUUACUGCCACCAACAGUCUUGGAAGUUCUUCUUCAUUUCCAUCUACAUUCACAUUCCUGGACAUAGUGAGGCCUCUUCCUCCGUGGAACAUCACAAUCAAAUUUCCAAAUGCUUCAGGGAACAGAUGUACCCUUCAAUGGAGAGAUGAGAGAUGGGUGCUACUCAAUCGUCUCAGAUACCGGCCCAGUCACAGCAGGUCCUGGAAUAUGGUUACUGUCAUGAAUGCCAGAGGAAGCCAUGACUUGCUGGAUCUGAAACCAUUUACAGAAUAUGAAUUUCAGAUUUCCUCCAAGCUACAUCUUUUUAGAGGCAGCUGGAGUGAGUGGAGCCAAUCAUGGACAGCACACACACCGGAGGAAGAGCCUACGGGGACCUUAGAUGUCUGGUACACGAAACAGCCUGUGGACUACAAUAGACAACGGAUUUCUCUUUUCUGGAAGAAUCUGAGUGUAUCAGAGGCAAGAGGAAAAAUUCUCCACUAUCAGGUGACUUUGCAAGAAGUGACUGGGAAGAAAAUCACACUACAAAACAUCACAGGACAUACCUUCUGGACCUGGGUCAUUCCCCGAACUGGGAUUUGGACUGUAGUUGUGUCUGCAGUCAAUUCAAAAGGCAGUUCCCUGCCCACUCGUAUUAACAUAACGGAUCUGUGUGGCUCAGGAUUGCUGACUCCUCGCCAGAUCUCUGCAAAUUCAGAGGGUGUGGAUGGCAUUGUGGUAACCUGGCAGGCCCCCCGGAAAGCUGCUUCUGCCGUUCAGCACUACGUGGUGGAAUGGAGGGCGCUGCAUCCUGUGGGCAGCACACAACCCCCUCCAAGCUGGCUGUGGGUGCCCCCCUACAAUAUGUCUGCUCUGAUUUCAGAGAACAUAAAGCCCCAUGUCUGUUAUGAGAUCCGAGUGCAUGCCCUGUCCAGGGAUCAAGGAGGAUGCGGCUCCAUCUGGGGUGACACCAAGUACAAAGCACCACUGAGAGGCCCCCACAUCAAUGCCAUCACAGAGGAAAAGGGAAGUAUUUUAAUUUCAUGGAACCACAUUCCAGUCCAGGAGCAAAUGGGCUGCAUCCUCCACUACAGGAUAUACUGGAAGGAAAGGGACGCAGGCUCCAAGCCAGGGUUCUGUGAAAUUCCUUACAGCCUCUCCCAAAAUUCAUAUCCAAUAAACAGCCUACAGCCCAGAGUGACAUAUAUCCUGUGGAUGACCGCUCUGACAGCAGCUGGUGAAAGUCCCCAAGGAAAUGAAAGGGAAUUUUCUCCACAAGGUAAAGCCAAUUGGAACACAUUUGUGGCACCAAGCAUUGGCAUUGCCAUCAUCAUGGUGGGCAUUUUCUCAAUACGUUACUUCCGGCAAAAGGCAUUUGUUCUCCUUUCAUUACUCAGACCUCAGUGGUGUAGCAGAGAAAUUCCAGACCCAGCAAAUAGCACUUGGGCCAAGAAAUAUCCCAUCAUGGAGGAGAAGACACAACUACCUUUGGACAGGCUCCAGAUAUCCUGGUCCACUCUGGAAGAACCUGAGCCCCUGGUCAUCAGUGAAGUUCUUCAUCAAAUGACUCCAGUCUUCAGAAACCCCCAUUUUCUCAACUGGUCAGUAAAGGGACAAGGAGUCCAAGGUCACUUUACCUCUAAGGAAGGAGUCCAAGGUCACUUUACCUCUAAGGAAGACACAGUGUUCAGUGCCUCCAGCCCUUCAACUUCCAGAGCUCUCAAAGCUGAGACAAGACAACUAGUAGAUUUGUAUAAGGUGCUGGGGACCAGGGACCCUGACUCAAAGGGGCAAAAAACAACCAGCCCUUUGACAGUCCUCCCAGGGGACUACCUUCCCAGCCAUGAGGGCUACUUACCCUCCAACAUUGAUGAUCUCCCUUCACAUGAGGUUUCUCCCACUGACCCUUUGGAAGAACUAGAGCCUCAGCACAUCUCACUUUCUGUUUUCAUGUCAAGUCCCCUUCACCCACUCAACUUCUGUGGUGAAAAGCUGACUCUGGAUCGGUUAAAGAUGGGGUGUGACUCCCUUAUUCUUUGAGUGAUAAGGCUUCAAGCAUGAAAAGUUAAUGUCCCCCCCGCCCCAACCAGCACAGUAUGCCCCAUCUACCCAGCCCUUACUCCAGUGGUCGUUAUCCUUGGUAGCAUCAGGUCUGGCUGCAGUUAAAGGGCGGAUCUGCCAGCUUUCUUCAAAGUCUUAAGAUUUCAUCUUUCACCAUGUGGACCUAAAGACGCCAACCUGAGUUCCUGACAACUGUCUUGACUAUGCUAACCAGAAAAGAAAAAGGGGAGGAGAGUGGAAACAAAACUCUCAGUAGUAAUUUGAGUCCAAAGGAUCAUUCAUGCAACUACUAUUUAUAAAGCACCUGCCAAGCCUUAGCCUCUAGAUCACUAGUGUCCAACAUAACUUUGAGAUGGAAUGUUUUUUGCCUACACUGUCCAAUACAGUAUACACCAGCUACACUGACUAGUAACCAUUUGGACUGUGUCUAGUGUGACUUAAGAACUAAAUUUGAUUGUAAUUAAACAAUCACGUGGCUAGUGGCUACUGCAUUACAUCGUACAACUCUAGAUAAUGGAUAUAUUAAUGAGAAUUACAAGCCUUCAAAACAAGUCAACCUAGUUUUAUGGAUGAGGACAUAAAAAAUUACUGGUAAACACCAAUAUAAAAUGGCCUCCAAAAUGUUCAGAACUAUCAUUUGUUAUUCCCAAUUUUACUAGCUCUGCUUGUUUAUUUUACCUGUGCCCUCUUCAGUUAAUCAAGAGCAGCAUGAUGGUGGAGAGCUACUUAAACCCACCAUGGGACCUUAGGUAAGCCAGCCUCUGUAUCUCUUGUAAAGGGCUCUGACCUCUGGUUUCUUUCUGCUGCAGCUGGUACUGCCUUCAGGACCAAGGCUAUCUCUGGUUCUAAGACCUCAACCUCCAGUGUUCCACUUAAAAGUUUGUCCCCCUUCUCUGAAGGCACUCAUUCUCUGAGAAGAACGAGUUGGUCCUGUUACAGCCCAAGUUGGGCCUGGAAGACAAUUCUCUUUCCCACAUAUGAGCUUGGAACAUGCUACAUGUUUUGCCUCUGUGGCCUCUGGCUUACCACCGUCCCCUGGUCAUUGAUGCUUCUAUAUCUUCACUGUAGGCUUUUCUGCUAAGCUGGUGGGUAAGAGUCAUAAUCAAACCUUUUCCCAAAGUAUAGCAUGAAAAGUCCAAGAACCUUUUUCGUGAAUUCCCAGCAAGCCUGGGCCUAGGCUUCAUCCCCUCCCAAUGACUAAUACAGGAGCUGAGAGAGAUUCUCCAUUAUCCUUUAUAUCUUCAUUUAAUGAAUGAAAGUAUUUGUUGCAAAUUUAUACUCUUCCCUAACCUACCAAACUAGAAACUUGUCCACUCACAGCCCAGUCCUGUAAAUAACAGUUCUCAUUUAGUUUACCAAACUUCCCUCAGAGCUCUAGAAAUUGAAGCCAUGAACAGUUGCUGUUUGGUCGUGUUGGAACAUCCUAAUUCCUGCUAUUCCAGACUUCACAUAAGUUCCUUCCUUUGCUUUUCUAUUUAGCUACAGUGCAGCAAUCCCACACCAUGGUUCCUUGUAUUUCAGCAGCAGCUUUGGCUGGUGUGCACUAGCACUUAAUGCCCUUGACUGAUUUUGCCAUGGGACAUGACAGAUAAGGCCACUUCCUCAGAAGCACCCAACUCAUUACCUCUUGGCAAUGAAGCAAAUCUUACUGCUUUCUUGCAAUGUCUAUCUCCCAGCCCCAUCUUCUGUUCUUUUGUUUUCUUAGUAACUUAUCACCUUUUCUCUCAAUCCUUUCCGUUCUCUUAAAGCCUCAGGUGAUACUGCAGCACUCAUUUGUCUUUAGGGAGCUUCUUUGACUCCUAAAACCUUCUAAGUAGGUUGAGGCCUCCUCACUGCUUCCCUAUCAUGAUUUCCUUACCACUUACCUCCUCUACUGCAAACAAUUUGAAAGCAGGAGCCAUGGCAGGGUCUCCCUAGCACCAUGCCUGGUCCAUAAUAGGUUAUAGUAAAAAUAACUGUCAACCUGCCCCACUUUUGUCUUAGUCCUUCUGUUCUAGAAACCAGCAGCUGUACCUUGUUUGCUCUUGGGGCAAUUCAGUUAGAAUUUGUUCUGCUUCAUUUCCAGCCUUCAUUCUACCUCACUUUUCAUUGACAGCACUGCUUUGAUACAUGUGGGUGUUUCCUAUUUUAAAGACAUUAAGAUGUCUUUGGCAGCCUCACUUUCCCAGAUAAAAUGUCCUCUAUACAUGAAUGUCAGAGGAUGGGUAACCUUGUUAUGCUGUUGCAAGUGGUUUUCACAACCUGCUCUUCCUCCCCUUUCCUCCCCGUUAAAACUCCAGAUGAGGAUGCCAGAUUUAUCAGGACUAGGUGAAACUAGGCUUUAAUUUCUCACAAAAAUUAGCAAUGAUCUUAAAUUCCAAUACCAACUCAGAAAUCUCUUCUUUAUUGUAAUCCAAAUUCCAUAAUCCUCUGGGACCUAAAUACUACAAAUAGAGUGCUUAAAGUUUUGUAUUUUUUUGUACCAGGAAUUGAACCCAGGGGCACUUAACCCCCAGCC